This is a messenger RNA of Dryobates pubescens (Downy woodpecker), 2034 nucleotides long. RefSeq names its product LIM zinc finger domain containing 1 (gene LIMS1). The record is from RefSeq and is a predicted model, not a curated record. NCBI's taxonomy places the organism in Eukaryota, Metazoa, Chordata, Aves, Piciformes, Picidae. Gene Ontology annotation, cellular component: cytoplasm; focal adhesion; cell-cell junction. The transcript has 10 exons. Gene Ontology annotation, biological process: positive regulation of integrin-mediated signaling pathway; cell-cell junction organization; cell-cell adhesion. The coding region runs from base 151 to 1239 and encodes 362 amino acids.
GCUGGCGCAGGUGUGCCGACACCCUGCUGAGGCUGUUCUCUCCAGGCAUCUUGGCAGGCACGCUCCUCCGCAGCAACAUCUGGAAGAGGCGGAGGGGAGAGAAACCCAACCCAAAGCCAAAACACCCCCCCACCCUCCAGGUAGAGAAAUAUGACGGCCUUACAGCUAAAAGAGUUGUCACAGUCAGGUCUUUACAGGAGGAGACGGGAUCGCCCUGAUAGCGUGGGACUGCCUGGGUCACAGGAAGGGAAGCUGAGCAACAUGGCGAACGCACUUGCAAAUGCCAUCUGUGAGCGCUGCAGGGGUGGCUUUGCCCCCGACGAGAAAAUUGUCAACAGCAACGGUGAGCUGUACCAUGAGCAGUGCUUUGUCUGUGCCCAGUGCUUUCAGCAGUUUCCUGAAGGGCUCUUCUAUGAGUUUGAAGGGAGGAAGUACUGUGAACAUGACUUUCAAAUGCUUUUUGCCCCAUGCUGCCAUCAAUGUGGUGAGUUCAUUAUUGGUCGUGUUAUUAAAGCUAUGAACAACAGCUGGCAUCCCGAGUGCUUCUGCUGUGAUAUUUGCCAACAAGUAUUGGCCGAUAUUGGAUUUGUCAAGAACGCUGGCAGACAUCUCUGCCGUCCUUGCCAUAACAGGGAAAAAGCCAGAGGCCUGGGAAAGUACAUUUGCCAGAAGUGCCAUGCCAUUAUUGAUGAACAACCUCUUAUAUUCAAAAAUGAUCCUUAUCAUCCUGAUCAUUUCAACUGUGCAAACUGCGGGAAGGAACUUACUGCUGAUGCUCGUGAGUUGAAGGGAGAAUUAUAUUGCUUGCCCUGCCAUGACAAAAUGGGUGUCCCUAUCUGUGGGGCAUGUAGAAGACCAAUUGAAGGCCGUGUGGUGAAUGCUAUGGGCAAACAAUGGCAUGUGGAGCAUUUUGUUUGUGCAAAAUGUGAAAAGCCAUUCCUGGGUCAUCGUCAUUACGAGAGAAAAGGCUUGGCAUAUUGUGAGACCCACUACAAUCAGCUAUUUGGUGAUGUUUGUUUCCAUUGUAACCGUGUGAUUGAAGGAGAUGUUGUGUCUGCUCUGAAUAAAGCAUGGUGUGUGAACUGCUUCGCUUGUUCAACCUGCAACACUAAGUUAACACUCAAGAAUAAAUUUGUUGAGUUUGAUAUGAAGCCUGUCUGCAAGAAAUGUUACGAGAAGUUUCCUCUGGAGCUGAAGAAGAGGCUGAAGAAACUAGCUGAAACUUUGGGAAGGAAGUAAAGACUUCAUCUGCUCUCCACUACCUUUGUGAAAAUCUUACGUAUAUUACUUGGCUGGGGUGGGGGAGGCUGCAAUCAGACAACAAAUGAUGUAUGCCUUCUGUCAAAUUGAAGUAUCUUAAAAUUCUCUAGUCUCUGUAGGUGUAUGCUUAAUUUUUGAUAAAUAGACCAUACUUCCAAACUAAACACCAGCUCCCCUGAAAGAGUUCACUGAUAAUGCAGUUCAGCUGAUGCAGGUGACCCAUUCUGCACUCAUCUCUGUUGAGUUUUACAGAGGGGAAACUUGCUUGUGAAUACCUGUGAAAACAAACUGUGCAAACGUGUUCAGCUAUAGAGGCAUGCAUUGCCAUUUACAUUAAUGAACAUAUUAACUUCAUGUUAAGCAUGUACACAAAAUAUGCCCUAGGCAAGUGACUUGGGCACAAAAACAACGUACUUCCCAAGCAUGAUUUUUUUCCAUGAGGCAUUUUUUGCCAGGUCAUCUCAUUAAGGAGCCUUGUUCCACAUGGUUUAAAAAGUUCCAGAUUUCUAAGUAGAGUCACUGCACAAAUUACUUACUUCUGAUAGAUUAUGCUUACAUGAUGAAUCAUUGUACAUCAGGCUUAGCAUGAAAUACCUACGUAAAACAUGUAUUCCUGCUGCAAGAAAUGAGCAUACUCAGAACUACUUGAAUUUUGCUAUAUUAUACAUUAAGUUUUAUAUAUGCUUUUGCAAUCUAUUUACUUUUUGUGCCUUACUCUGCUGGACCAUACAUAACAGUGUUCCAUUAUACAUACAUACACAUAUAUAUAUAUAU